This is a messenger RNA of Perkinsus marinus ATCC 50983, 336 nucleotides long. RefSeq lists its product as hypothetical. The record is from RefSeq and is a predicted model, not a curated record. The coding region runs from base 1 to 336 and encodes 111 amino acids. The transcript is spliced from 3 exons. NCBI's taxonomy places the organism in Eukaryota, Perkinsozoa, Perkinsida, Perkinsidae.
AUGGCAGUAGUCUCCUCUGUACUACUACCUUCUGUCUUGGUCCUCUGGGCUGGAGCUGAAGUCUUAUUCUAUAUAUGGUUUCGAAAACACGUCGCCAAACAGACUCGAACCCCUGCGGUAGUCCCAGAGGUGCGGGAUGCUCAACGUGACUAUGUGUUGGAGAAGACCAUUGAGAUGCUGAGGCGACAUCCAGAAGGCUUAUGGCGGUUACUGAAGGGCUGGUUUGAACCCGGGGUCCAGCAGGAUGACCUCCGAGACGAGAACAUGUCAGAGUUCUUUGCAUGGGCCUUCUACUACAAACAUCUAGAGGUUCUUCUACUGCGCAAUUCUCUGUAA